GAGCUGUUUACUCCCUGCAGGAAGUCAGUUGUCUACGUCAAAAUGGAGGCCACUUGCAACCACGAAUUCAAUGCGACCGCGGAUGAUGAACUUAGCUUCUCAAAAAACGCCGUAAUCAAGGUGUUAAAUAUGGAUGAGGACAAGAACUGGUACAAGGCAGAGUACCAAGGGAAAGAGGGCUACGUCCCUGCCAACUAUAUCAGCCUCAAACCUCACAGCUGGUACAUAGGCAGUAUUUCACGCUUGGAUGCCGAAAGGAAAUUAUUGCCUACCUACCAACCAGAUGGGGCUUUCCUUGUCCGCAACAGUGAAAGUGCUCCUGGAGAAUUUUCAAUUUCUGUCAAAUUUCAAGAAAACGUUCAGCAUUUUAAGGUCCUGCGUGACGGAGCAGGGAAGUAUUUUAUGUGGGUAGUCAAAUUCAACUCUCUUAAUGAACUUAUCAGCUACCAUCGCACAGCGUCAGUCAGCCGAGGCCAGACUAUCUAUCUGAGGGACAUGGUUGAUGCCUUCAAGGAGGUGUUUGUGAAGGCAUUAUUUGAUUUCUCCCCACAAGAGGAUGAGGAACUGAUGCUACAAAGGGGCGAUACGAUCAAGCUGGUACAGAAGGUGGAUAAAGACUGGUGGAAAGGGGAGAAAGAUGGCAAGACAGGAUUGUUCCCUGCAUCAUAUGUACAGGAAUAAGGGAAGCUCUCGCAAAGAGUUGACAAAUCUGACAUUGGGGCUCUGUGCGGUUUGUGACAUCAGUUUGCAGGACAUGGUGGUGUAACUAAAUGACACUCUGUUUCAAUGAUGCUCAUCGGUCAACGCUAUGAUACAACCUUGACACCACGUACUUGAUCAGCGGCUGAUGUUUGACUAAUUACAUCCAUUCUGUAUAUGUCAGUGGCAUUGUAGAAAGAUCGUCAUACUUUAAGAUUGUCAAUAUUUGAUUUUUACAACAAAUAGAGAAAAAGAAGAAAAAUAUGUUUGAAGCUUGUGAAGUUGUGUUUUUUAGAUUACGCUGCUUUUUCAGUUAAGCUGAGUUGUAAUGUAUCAACUGACUAUAUUGAGAUAUGCCUGACUGUCAGCUGGAUGAAGUAAUAGUGAGUAGGGUGUUGAGUAGGAUGUGAGUGAGAUAUGUUUGAAUGUUGGGGGGUUAACAAUCUCUUCAAAUCAAUACAUCUUAACAACAGUGUUUAACAAAAUGGUUCCUUUUGAGAUAUGUUUAAAUGUAAGGGGUGUAACAGUCUAAUCAAAUCCUUUCGUCUGAACAAUAGUGUUCAGCAAUACGGUUCCUUUUGAGAUGUGUUUGAAUGUAAGGGGUGUAAAAAUCGGAUCAAAUCAUUAUGCCUGGACAAUAGUGUCUAACAAAAUGGUUCAUCCUGAGAUAUGUCUGAAUGCAAGGGUUGU
This is a messenger RNA of Haliotis rubra (blacklip abalone), 1389 nucleotides long. RefSeq names its product growth factor receptor-bound protein 2-like. The transcript has 5 exons. Lineage: Eukaryota; Metazoa; Mollusca; Gastropoda; Lepetellida; Haliotidae. The record is from RefSeq and is a predicted model, not a curated record. The coding region runs from base 43 to 681 and encodes 212 amino acids. Gene Ontology annotation, molecular function: protein binding.